AUGAUUGAAUUUUGUGAACAAAUACAAAAGAUUAUUUUACCAAAAAUGUCGAUUGUUCACACUUUGAAUGGUGAUAUUGAAGGUGAAACAUUACCAUCUAAUGUCAGAGUGUAUAGAGGUGUUCCAUAUGCGAAACCACCACUCGGAGAAUUGAGGUUUAAGAGGCCUGUUCCUAUUGAUCAUUGGGAUGUAGUACUUUCAUGCCAUCAGUUCAAAAAGAUACCACCUCAACCUGAUCCCCCUGGCUUUUAUAAGCGUGAAUUCAAUCCAGAUGGUAAACCAGAACAAUCAGAAGAUUGCCUUUAUUUGAAUAUUUGGGCACCAGAAAUUAAUCCAAAUAAAAAAUAUCCGGUUAUGUUCUGGAUUCAUGGUGGUGGAUAUGAAACAGGAUAUUCAUAUGAAAAAGAAAUUGAUGGUGAGAUUUAUGCCAAAAAAGGAUGUAUUUUGAUUUCUGCUUCCUAUCGUUUAAAUGUUUUUGGAUUUCUUGUUCAUCCAAUACUCGAAAAGGAUGGUGUUAAAUCAGGAAAUAUGGGAAUAUACGAUCUGAUUCUUGAACUUCAAUGGGUUCAUGAUAAUAUCGCGGCAUUCGGUGGAGAUCCAGAAAAUGUCACUGUAUUUGGUCAUAGUGCUGGAGCAAUGCUCAGUCAGAUCCUUGUUGUCUCACCUUUAGCAACAAACUUAUUCCACAAAGUCAUUCUUCAAAGUGGAGGUGGAUUCAUGUGGUUCCCUAAUCUGAGAUACACUAGAGAUGACAUGAUUAAGCAUAGCGAUGCCUUCUUGAAGAAACUUAAUGUGAAUUCUUACGAGGACUUGAUUAAAUUACCUACAGAACAAAUCAUGCAAGCUCACUAUGAUUUCCCAAGCAUAAAGUUUUCAGCGCAUAUUGAUGGUGAAGCCUUUCCAGCAACACUCGAAGAAUGCUACGAUAAAAAGUUAUAUAAAGACAGACCGACUAUUGCAGGAUGUGCAAAUAAGGAAUUUGGUUCUAUUUCGUAUAGAAUCUUUUACCAUUGGAAUCUCAACAUGGUCAAGAAGCAGCUUGAAAAUCUCUAUUCUCCAGUUUAUAUGUACUAUCUGACAUUCCACCCUCCUGGUGAUGAAGGUGUUGAUGAUGGAUGCUUCCAUGGAGCAGAACUUUGGCAUAUAUUCCAAACCAUGAAUCGUUGCUGGAGAAAGUUUGGAGAGAAAGAUCAAAAACUUUCUGAUUUACUUAUUGAUUAUUGGAUUAACUUUGCUAUGACAGGAAACCCGAAUUCAGAAGGACUUCCUCAGUGGACACAAUAUACCAAUGAUAACAAGAUGCACUUGAAAAUCGACUAUGAUAAUGUAGUAAUGGAAAGUGCUAAGUGGUUUUAA
Messenger RNA from Trichomonas vaginalis G3, 1356 nucleotides. RefSeq names its product acetylcholinesterase protein. The coding region runs from base 1 to 1356 and encodes 451 amino acids. The record is from RefSeq and is a predicted model, not a curated record. The transcript has a single exon. NCBI's taxonomy places the organism in Eukaryota, Parabasalia, Trichomonadida, Trichomonadidae.